AUGCAUAUUCAUUCAUCAAUAAAACCAUUUCAAUGUGAAGUUUGUUUAAAAUCUUAUACACAAUUUUCAAAUCUUUGUCGACAUAAACGAAUGCAUGUUGAUUGUCAAACAAAAGUUAAAUGUAAAUUUUGUGAACAAAAUUUUUCAAAUAGUACAACACUUAAUAAACAUCAACAUAUUUGUGGUGGUAUAAUGUCAUCUUCUCUACCAAUACAUCCACCAAAAUGCUUAAAUAAAGAACGGAUAAAUAAUUGGUUAUGGAAUUCCAGUUUACUAUUUCCUCUUUCUUCUUAUCUAUCACAUUUAACUUCUAUAGAUCCUUUUUUUAAUGGAAGAUUAUCUUCAUUUUUAUUUCCAUUAUUAUUAAAUUCAACUGAACAGAAAACAACAACAAAUACGAAUGAUGAUAGUAUUCCACUUGAUUUAAGUAUUAAAAAAACUUCAUCACUUCGAAAACGUUCUUCAUCAUCAUUAAGUUCAUCUUCAAUUUCAUUUGAGCUGUUAACAUAA
Molecule: messenger RNA, 510 nt
Organism: Rotaria sp. Silwood2
Lineage: Eukaryota; Metazoa; Rotifera; Eurotatoria; Philodinida; Philodinidae
Source: the annotation of a GenBank genome assembly